Molecule: messenger RNA, 3429 nt
Organism: Dendronephthya gigantea
Lineage: Eukaryota; Metazoa; Cnidaria; Anthozoa; Malacalcyonacea; Nephtheidae
Exons: 12
Coding region: 503-3229 (908 amino acids)
Source: RefSeq, a predicted model, not a curated record
UUCUCGCAAUGACGAACUUCCGCCAUUUUUGCGUACUUUCAAUUAUCCCACACAUGCAUUCAAACAAACGAAACAAUGUGAAAAGACUCAAACCCACUUUCCGUAUUUGCAGAAUAUAAAUUUUCUCCUUAAAAAUUAUUGUCGCUGUUAGGUGUCUCAUGCUAAGAAAUUUUAGUGAAAAUUAAACAAAAAUAAAAUGAGGGAAUAUUGGUCAUAAUAGGAAAGGGUAUGAUCAGCGCGCGCGGUGAGCAUGCUUUAUUGGAAAAACAAUAUCAGCGCUAUUUCCUCUGAACUUGGAAUAAAAAUGGCAAUGCAUGACACAUUAUUCUGCUGACAGUCAUUUCCCCUGACUUACUCAAUAAAUACACGUCCAUCAUUCAGAUGGUCACAACAAUAUUCACUUACACAAAGAGGCUAGUCGUCUGCGCUGCCUAAUUUGAAAGUCGCGCCUGAUUAGGGUGAUAAAGAAAUCGCAAGACUGAAGUUUUACUUCGCGUGAAAGAUGUUUUGUUUUACGCGAGCAUUGAUAACAAUAUUUCUGCUGUUAAAUCAUAACAAUCCUGCAGCAUCUCGGAGCAUUGAAGGGGCCAAAAAGCAAGUGAAAGAAGAAAAACGCGAUCAUGAAGAGACAGCUGCAGCUGCAAGAAACCAGACAGGUUCAUCAGUGGCACACUCCCGACAAAAACGAGGAUGGGGGGCUGCUUUUAAAAUUGCCGCGGAAGGAAGCUUUGCAGCCAGCACUGGUGUCACCAUAUACACACAGAUAACAAAGUGCAACGACUUCUAUCCGGUGCCAUGCGAGAGGCAGCCAUCAUGUGAAACUUACGAUUGUCCAGAUGUUUGUAAAACACCUGAUGACAAUGAUGAAUACUUGCGAGAACAGAAAGUCGAAAUUAAUGAAUUGCUUGAUGCAAUGGACAUUACAACAUUGAAUGCCCAGCAACUGGCAUUAGAUUCGCAAAGUGUGAGUCUUGCAACGGAACAGAUUUAUAAUAAAAUAGAUAACAUUAAUGGCAAGGUUGAUCGAUUCAUGUACGCCUUAGCACAAGCCGAUCGUAACGUCAGCGCAGAAUAUGCAGCGAGAUCAGUAGAAAUCCAGGCUUUAUUAAGAGAUGCGCGAUUCAGCAUUGACGAAAUAGUUGGAAGAGGUGAAGUUGAAGGAAUGUUUGAUCGAUGGACUUGGGAGGGAGAUGGGCUGUUAACGCUGUCUUUAGCUUUGCCGAUUGGAGCCAAAAUGACAGAAAUGGUUAGACAAAGAUACGCCGUCAAUAAGAUGUAUUCAACGAUGAAAGCUGAUUUUAUAGCAAAAGUUGACGCGCAAAAAGGAGGCAGUCUUUAUAAGUCAUUCCGACAUGAUAUGUGGGUGAAAAGUCUUCGAAACCCCCAUGUUAAAGCUCACCUUAAACAAUGUGCCAAACUAGAAUACAAGGCCCAGGUAGCGCGUCAAACACCAAACAAAUGGGCAACACGAUUAAAUUUAGCAAUGAACGCAGCAGUUGCAGCAUUAAGUAUUUGGAGCAUAUGGGAAGCAGUAUGGAGUUGUAUUGAUGUUGCAAACAACCUGCGAGAUGAGGCCCUUAAAAUAGCUGAACAACGGGACGAAAUCGAGGGAAUCAAUCAGAACGAGCUUCUUCCGCUUUGGGAAGAUGUUCAAACUGAGUCCUGGGGAGGAGUUAAGGAGAUGCUCGCGGGUGAAAACAUGACAGUAUGGUUGGAAGAAAUAAAGAAUCUCACACUUAAUGCUGCAGAUCCGAACAUCACGACAGCGGACACAAUCGAUCGUUUUAUUGAAAACAUUGAAGCGGCUGGUGUUGAUGAAACAAUGACAAUGCAAAACAACCUCAUUGAAGCCUUGGAUAGCAUCGGUUACAAGUACGAUUGCUUAGGAGAUAAAAUCCACGCUAUAAAUACUGUUAUAAUCGACUGCAAAGCUGGCGACGACACCCUUGAAAACCUUUACAAUGAAGUGGCUGUUAUCAGAAACGAGCUGAACAGAGAUGACUGUGUGGACGAUGAUAUGGUGCCGUACACGUCCAUUGAACAGUUUCGAACGAUAGUUGAUGCAUUUGCAGAGCACGAGGGGGACUGGUCCAGCACUUGUUUAUUGAACAGUCCUAGUCUUAGUUACCAGGUUUGCAAUGAAAAUCUGCAAGGUUUCGACAACAAUGCCAUCGUCGAGAAUGUGAAUAACACGGAUGUCACACUUGAAGUAGUGGAAACGAUCCUAACACAAUGUCCCGACCCUGAUAUCACCCCCACUUCCAUUUCGACGACAUGCACUCUGUACUGCUUGUACAGCACUGUCGCAGAAAUCGCACCUCAAGCACUAUUGAAAGAGUACCAGGUAGAAAGUGUGAUCGAGGAUUGUCCAAUUUGUGACUUUGAAUAUAAAGAUGUGACGGAGAUUUGCAAACAGCACUACUGCGAUUCUGUGAAUACCACCGUCAUCAUGGACGAGGUUGAACUACCGCGUCCAACUGUGGAAUACGUUAUCGCAAACAAUUGCUCUUCAAAAUGCAUCAUCUAUGACGAAGACGUGCAAGAGGAAAUUUGUGAAGACAGCGAAUGCAAAGGAAUAACUUCGAGUACCAUUGCUGAUGACGUCAGCUAUCCAGAGACGGCAGUCAAUGACGUCAUAUCCAAUUGUGAUACCAUCUUGCCGACCUGUCCCCCGAUUGACGAUACUACAAAAGGCCAAAUUUGCCUCUUAUAUUGUCUCCUAGUUCCUACCCAAACUAUUGCAGAGACUGUCACCGUGAAAGACACUCGAGUUGAAGAGGUGAUAGAGGAUUGUCCCAUAUGCCAUUACUCCGGGAGCGAAGCAGAAGAAAUCUGUCACAAGUAUUAUUGUGAAUCGGCAAACACCACGAGCAUUGUGAGCGAUGUUGAACUGCCGCUUCCAACGGUGGAGUACGUGAUCGCCAACGAAUGCGGGGGAAAAUGCGUCAUUGAUGACGAUGACUUGAAAAAGCAAAUCUGCGAGGAAUACAAGUGCAACGAUAAAUCCGCUGCUACCAUAGCCGCUGACAUCAGCUAUCCAGAGCAAGCCGUGAAUGACGUCAUUCCUAAUUGCGACACGAUUCUUCCGGAUUGUCCUGGGAUCGACGAUGCAACGAAAGCUAGCAUCAUACAGUUAGGUUGUUCUUUUGGUGUUCCAGCAAGUGCGAUUGCAGCAUCGUUUAGUCUUACAGUGGAGGAAGUACAAGCCAUUCUCGACGAGAACUGUUAACUACGAUGAAUCGUCAUCUGCGUGUAUGCGUCUUUACUGACUGGUCUGAUUGUACAAAUUAUCUACACGAACAUAGUUGUGUAGGACAGCCGGUUUAGUCUGUAGUAGUUUUUUAGUUUUCAAGUCUUGCUUGCACAUGCCCAUUGCAUGAAUGAAGUAAUUUUGUUAGCGUAAUUGUUUGUUAAUAAAUUUAUGAAAAA